This is a messenger RNA of Meloidogyne enterolobii, 1350 nucleotides long. NCBI's taxonomy places the organism in Eukaryota, Metazoa, Nematoda, Chromadorea, Rhabditida, Meloidogynidae. The record is from the annotation of a GenBank genome assembly.
AUGAAGUUCGGACGUUGUCUUUUAUCAUCUUCAACUAGUAAAUUUGCAAGGUUUCAGAGUGGCAGACUUGGAAAUCGAUUAAAAAAUGCUAUCGACACAAAAAUGGCGGCAAAGCAAAAUUAUACGCAAGAAGGAGCUGAACUUAGGCCAAAAAGCCAUUUAUGGAGAGCAGUAGCAUUUACAGCUGCGACUGGCCUCACAACUUUUUCAAUUGCUUCUAUAUCUGAAUACAAAAAUACCAAAAAGUCAAUCCAAGAUCUCAAUGAUGUUUUGAUAGAAUUUAAACGAAUAUAUUUUGGACGACAAGAAUCUAUGAAACGAGUGGAUCCUUUAAUUGCUACUCUAAUAGCAACAAAUGUUGCAGUACUUUCUCUUUGGCAUUUUUCCAAAUUCAGUAAAUUUAUGAGCCUUUUCUUUACAAAUGGAUUUGCAUCAAAACUCCUUUGUUUACCAAUGUUAUUGAGUGUGUUUUCACAUAGCCAUUCUCUACAUAUGUUUGCGAAUAUGUACGUACUGAACAGUUUUUCAAAUGCAACACUUCAAUUUUUGGGAAAGGAGGAGUUUCUAGCUUUUUAUUUGACUGGCGGGGUUUUUGCUUCACUUGUUUCACUCUGUGUUAAAUCUUUUACAAAAUCUUUAUUGCCAUCUCUUGGGGCAAGUGGAGCUAUUGCUGCUUUAAUUGGUUAUGUUUGUAUCGUGGCAUCAGAUGCUAAAAUUAGUAUUAUAUUCCUUCCACAAUUUCAAUUUUCUGCUGGAAAUGCUCUAAUUGGAAUUCUUUUAUUUGAAACUGCAAUGCUUUUUGUUGGAAUAUUUACAAAAUUUAGACUUUUUGACAAUGCUGCUCAUUUGGGUGGACUUCUUUUUGGAAUUUGGUAUGCUGAAAGAGGCGAAGAAUUUUAUCGUCACACUUUUGCACCUAAAUUAGUCAAUUAUUGGCAGAUUUCUGGCCUAGGCGGAUCUAAAAGGGAUGAUACGCCUGUUAUAAUUUUUGAUGGGAAAAAACAUAUUCAUACAACAAUGGACAAAUUACAUCAAAAUAAGAAAGAAAAUGACCAACAAAAAGAGGAUCUUCAAAAUUUUGAAUAUCAUAAACACAAUAUUGAUGAAUUAAAAAACAGAAUUGAUGAAUUGAGAGAAAAGGGUGAACGUUUAGAAGCUGAUAAUGAGAAAAAACUUCGGGCAAUUACUCAACAAUUGAUGAGACGUAAACAUUGGGAUGAAUAUCAAAAAGAGAAAAAAGAAAAGCAAAAACAUAGAAAAGAACGAAUUCUUGAAGAACGAAAAAAAAUGAGAAUGGAAGAGGAUGAAGGAGAUGAGGAUGAAUAUCAAAAUGAUAGGGAAGAAAGAUAA